GUUUUUGGUUUUGGUUCUCAUGUUGGUUGACGCUUCUUCGCCCCGCAGCACCACAUCUUGUUCGUCGUCUUCUUCUUCUUCGUCGUCGUCGACGAGCUCGCCGGCCUCGCUUCCGUCUUCCCCGGACUCGAACGGAACCCAGUCCGGGGAAGGGCGCGGGACGUGGACUAAGGAGGAACAUGAGCGGUUCCUGAGCGCGAUCGAGAUGUACCCGAACGGCCCUUGGAAGGCUAUCGCCGAGGUCGUCCACACCCGGACGAUCCGCCAGACGCAGACGCACGCGCAGAAAUACAGAGAGAAGCUGGCGCGCCGUAACCGAGGGUUGCGCGCCAAGACGCUUGUCUCGGACGACGUCGCCUUGUACCCGCACCCGUACUUUGCGGCGCCGAUCGGAGGAGGGUCGAGCAUGAUGACCUUUGUGCCCUCGUACCCCGAGUCGAUGGACUACAUCAUCUCGGUGCUCGAGAAGGAGUUCUGCCUCUGAGCAGGCCCACUCUAUUUACUUUGUGUUAUUUAAAGAGGUCGAGCCUCGCCCGUAUAGCGUUGUCAUCUCU
Molecule: messenger RNA, 554 nt
Organism: Saprolegnia diclina VS20
Lineage: Eukaryota; Oomycota; Saprolegniomycetes; Saprolegniales; Saprolegniaceae
Exons: 1
Coding region: 20-484 (154 amino acids)
Molecular function (GO): DNA binding
Source: RefSeq, a predicted model, not a curated record